Patiria miniata (bat star) is the source of this 3946-nucleotide messenger RNA. Its product is annotated as monocarboxylate transporter 13-like. Gene Ontology annotation, biological process: transmembrane transport; monocarboxylic acid transport. The transcript is spliced from 5 exons. The coding region runs from base 469 to 2469 and encodes 666 amino acids. The record is from RefSeq and is a predicted model, not a curated record. NCBI's taxonomy places the organism in Eukaryota, Metazoa, Echinodermata, Asteroidea, Valvatida, Asterinidae. Gene Ontology annotation, molecular function: monocarboxylic acid transmembrane transporter activity.
CGUUAAUUGGUCGGGUUUAGUCCGCGUACAUACAUACAUCCUUCUAGAGUAAGAAAGCACCCCGAGUGCACAUGGGUGCCUCUAAUUCUAGAAGUAUAACGCGUACCAUAUAGGCAUUCACGAGUCGGCCAUACUGAAUUGAAAGUGAUAAAUAUCGGGGGCCCUGACGGCCAGAAAACGACUGUCUAAAGACUUAUCCAUAAGUCUACUUGAAGUUCGGUUACACAAACAAUCGAAGGACAGUGUCGAUGUUUGUCCAUAUGCACUUCAUUGCACGCAACAGUACAGUCCGCGUUCAUUUCAUCUCUUUCUGUGUGGGUGCGCAUGCGUGCACAAUUACAUCAGACCGUUGUGCUAACGUCUUUUCAGCCUACCCAUCGCGACCCUGACGCUACGGCGACAGCUAGCUCAGUGGUUAACGGUUAACUCUAGUGUUUCCAACCCUCAAGUCUUUGCUUUACAGACACGAUGAGGGGCAAGCACGGCCAAGACGGUUUCUCCGCUCUCCCGGAACAGCGCGCCGAGAGGCAGAGACACCGGGCAGACGCGCCGUUCUACCCGGAGGGUGGCUGGGGUUACGUGGUGGUGCUUGCCGCUUUCACGGCACUGAUGAUACAGAUGGGCCUCAUCGUGUCCAUGGGAGUGUACCUAGAGCACAUCGAGAGGGAGUUCGAGUUGGGUGCCGGGCUGAGUGGCUGGAUCUCGAGUGGCUGUUUUGCCGUCCUCGCCUUCGUGUCCCCUCUCGCAAGUCACGUGAUGAAACGACUGGGCUGCCGACCCACUGCGAUGCUAGGGGGCGCUAUUAUGUGCACUGGCUUCGUCUGCGGAACGUUUGCCAACUCCGUUGUCCAAUUGUUUGUAUUUGCUGACGUCAUUGGAGGCAUUGGAGCAUCCAUGUGCCACAUUUCAGGUACAGUGGUGAUCGGACAAUAUUUCAACAAACGUUACGCACUGGCCAACGGAUUUGCCUACACGGGACAGGGCGUGGGCAUCUUUAUGUUCCCGCCCAUUCUGCAGGCCCUGAUCAACACGUACGGCUGGCGCGGCUGUAUGCUGGUGCAGGGCGCCCUCUCGCUACACAUAUCGGUCGCUGCCGCCCUGUACAGGCCCGUGAAACAGCCGUCGGCCGAUCCCAUUAAAAGUGCCUCGGAGGACAGUCGGGAAGGGGUGUGCAUUCACUGCCCAAACGAGAAUCAAAAUAACGGCGGCGACUCCGUCUCGUGGUCCGCAGCAAGCGAGGAAUCGGACAACAAAACGGAUUCCACGGCUGUUUCUGCAUCCGAACUUGACUCGUCCAAACCCUCCGUUCCCGGCAACUCUACGAACAGCCUAGAAAAUGUUGGACUGGAGACGCCCAUGAUUCUUAUCACCGAAAGACUGGACACCGAAAUACGUCCCACAUUUUCCGAGAGUCGAAUGGAGAUUCCGACGAUUGUUUGCACAUCCGACCCCGAUUCAUUUCCCACUGAUUCAAUCAAAGGUAUGGAAUUUGUCGGUUCAAAGUUCCACAUGGAUAACCUUGAAGAACACAGGGAGCAUUUUCAACCGGAGCCACAAGAAGACACACAUUUUUUGACCGAAUUCGAAGUGAAGCCUCAGAUGUGUCUUUCAGCUCACCUCACCUCCUCUAAUGCCUCUCUCAGGAAUGUUUCCACUGUUAGCCUGGCGUCUUCCGGCAUCCAAACUGUCGUCACUAAAAGUGACGAAUGCGAGAGUGCUUUGGAGGAAGAUGGAGAAUUUGGGGUUCUGGGAGCUGGAGCGAGGGGUAACAGUCGGCACAAGUGUCUGGUCGUUUGGCGGAUGGUUCGCAAUCAUCCCUCCAUCUGCUUCGUGUUCCUCAUCUUUCUCUUCGAGACCUUCGGCUAUGGAGGGUUCUUCUCCCACGUGGUCGCCAAGGCACGGGAGACGGGAAUCGAAGAAGGGCCGGCAACCUUCGCCCUGUCCGUCUUUGGAAUUGGCAGUCUUGUUGGGCGGAUCACGAACGGCUUCAUUCUCCAUCACGGGCACCUUACUGGGAAGGGGCUGAACGCUUUGGCCCUGGUCACGGCCGGCGUGGCGUCUGCUCUAACAUCAGCGGUAGUCAGCCAAGGGGGACUGUUCACCGCAGCUUUCUUCUCGGGCCUCGGGAGCGGAUGGUACCUGCCCCUCCAGCAGGUGCUGCUGAGGGACAUCGUGGGGCAGGCCAGGCUCCAUUUGGCCUACGGGUACGGGUUGUUGUUCGAGGGAGCUGGAUCACUGGCAGGUGGAUUUGUCAUAGGUUCCAUUCGAGAUGUGUACGACUCAUAUGAGGUGUCCUUCUACUUCCUGGGCAUGGUCAUGGUCUUGGGGGCAUGCGUCUUGGCUGUGGAUCGCUACUUCGAAAAGCGUGGCUUGUGCCUGGGUAAGGACCGCCGUGAUUGGAUGGCAUACUCCAUUGAUGCUAAGAAACAACCAAUCACCGACAAUUUUGAAAAGGCGACACCUGUAUGAAAUUAGCAGAUUUGUUCAAACUUGUAUUGUGUAUUGAUACUUUUUGGGUGGACUUAUUGUCCCAUGACAAUUCAGGCAAUAGUACAUGCCUUAUAUUUCUAACAAAAAGCUGAGGUGUUGUUCCUUUUUGAUGAAUGUUUUGAAUGUUCCCAGAUUUAGAUACAGGAAAAUGUGUUGUGUUUCAGAGGUUUUUUAUACGGGCUCCUGAUCCUAUGUCAUGUAGGAUUUAUGUGAGUGGCAGUAUGCAAUUUUUCAAGGUAGGCCUAGAAUGUUCAGCGUCAUAAUUUGAACUGGAUAGAACGAUCGAGUGACUGAAGUACAGAGGUAGAAUGGUUCCAUCCCUUUUGUUGAAAACACAGACAAAUUGUGCUUAAGGCUUCACCCUCGUUGGAAUGUGUUCAAUCCUAAAUGCAUAAGAACAACAUGUUUUGAUGCCUUGAUUCGUAUGAAAAUGUGCUAAUUUUUUUUUUUUUUUUUUACAGUAGAUUAAUCAAUUUAUCCAUACGUCUUUGGCGCUUGCGCUGUUGGGUGAUAAUAAUAUUUUAUUCGGCAAAUUUACAUAUAUACACCUGAUUACAAUAAAUACAUAAAAUUUGAUAUUAAAACAAAAGAACAUAUGUAUGAAAUGAAAUUAAAAAUAACAAUGAGUGUGAACCAGUCAAAUCCAACAGUGCCUAUAACAUGGGCAUUUGGCUUGUCAAUGCCUAUUGUUCAUGUUACAUGUACGAAGCCUUUUCAUUAAAAUAUUCAUGCGCACAACACUAAAAGUACAAAAUUAAUUGGUGCAUGUAUUUGUAAUGCACAUAGGAACUGCACAAUUCGACUAGUACCGGUAUAUAAGAUAUGUCGUUUGCAUUGUUUUGAACGCAAAAGUAUUGGUAUGCCUUGAUUCUUGUAUUGUUUUAACAUGGGGAUAGAAUUAGAUCUAUGGUUAUAACUAUAAGGUACAUGAUUUCAAUUUUGUGGCAAACUUAACCGCAAGCUUGGUGCCAUUUUGUAAAUUGUUAAAUUUCAUAUUUUCUUAUUUUUCUAAUUACCUGGCCGAAUUUUCGAUGCAAUUCCAAGGCCUUUUAUUAAUAUCUUUCCACUAUGGAUGUCAUGUAUAUACUAAAGGCAAAGUAUGGAGUGCAUUUCAUGGGCACAUUUUCACGCAUUGAAUAGUUUCAAACAUAAUAUGUAGAAUUUUGCACAUUCAAUCGCAAAAAUUUAUAUCUAGGAAAUGAAUAUUUUAUAUGAUUCUAUUUCUCAAAAUUUAUCUCUUUUAAAUAUAUACGAAGACCAACAUGUAAUGACAGACUGUAUCUGGUUUGAAUAAAUCUAUUUAUACUUAAGAAUUUCGAACUUAGCAAAUUAUAAGAUUAUAUAAGAGAAUUUAGAAAGAAGCUAGGCGAGCAGACUACAUGUAUUAUAAUUUGUUUCCUUUGAAACUUUGUUUGUUGAAGCUAUAAAUAAAAAUUUUGAUAUCAUUUGUACAUCU